UUGUACUGAAACUGUGUGCUUGUGUGAGGCUGUAUAUGUUGCUGCCUGAGCAGGAGAGGGAGAUAAAACAAGACUGAUAAAGAGAGAGAGUAAGGGAGGGACCGAGAGAGAGCAAGGGGGAAAGAGAGCACCUGCAGCACUCAUAGCAGACAUUCAGUAUAGUGUGGAGGUUAAUUAAGAGAAGGGGAAGCAAAAAGGUGAGAAGAUAUUAGCAGCUCUCAGCAGACUGAACUUGAGCGGUAAAGUGAAGCUAGUGAGUGAUCACACAGGGGGCAAGGCUGUCAACGCCACAAUGGUUUAAUAACUUCUGGACACCUGUUCUUCUGAACCAAAGAGCACUUUUGAAAGUAGUGAACACAUCUUUUCAGGUCUACUUUGCUGUUUUCUUUUCACACCAGUCAUGGCCGACCCUGCUUGGUGGAAGCUCACCUUCCUGAGGAAAAAGAAGUCAGAGUCGAAGGUCCAGUAUGAAAUACCACCCGAUUUCAGCACCAACAAUGCAAACAAAGACCUGGGCAACGAUGAUGCAGACAGCAAUUUAGAUGCCAGACUGGAAAAAAUAGUGGAUAAAUCUAACACCAAGGGCCGCCACGUUAAAGUCUCCAAUUCUGGGCGGUUUAAGGAGAAGAAAAAGAUUCGUGCGACUCUAGCGGAAAACCCAAGCCUUUUCCCCGAACCUGCUCGGACUGACAAGAGCCAUGUGGAAAAAUAACACCCAGACAAAGCACACCGUUAGAUGCACAGACUCAUUUAUACUCAUUAUUCUUUGAAAGGCUAUGUUGAUCGGAGUUAUGACUGAUACAGCAAAGAUACUGGAACAGAAAAUUAUUCUUUUUAGCAGCAGUACUUUAAUUGAAAUGCAACCCUGAGAUGAUGAUUAAGAAGUGAAUGUUUCCUGUUAAUCAUAAACACAAUAUUGUCAUGCUCAUAAAAUGCAUUAUUGUCACUGUGGGAAAAACAUGACAAGAAAGGCACAGAAACCUUAACUCUUCCAACUCUCAUUUAUAAAUCACAAAAUCGGUGCAUUUUUAAAUUUCAUGUGGAGAGUGGUCAUAAAUAUCUACAUUAUUGUGUAAUAACUCAUUUCAAACCCGUGGGAGACAGACUGUUGCACAGAUUUGCAAU
Molecule: messenger RNA, 1125 nt
Organism: Cyprinus carpio (common carp)
Lineage: Eukaryota; Metazoa; Chordata; Actinopteri; Cypriniformes; Cyprinidae
Product: proline-rich protein 15-like protein B
Source: RefSeq, a predicted model, not a curated record